Messenger RNA from Calidris pugnax (ruff), 2623 nucleotides. RefSeq names its product GRAM domain containing 3 (gene GRAMD2B). The coding region runs from base 71 to 1396 and encodes 441 amino acids. The record is from RefSeq and is a predicted model, not a curated record. The transcript has 14 exons. Lineage: Eukaryota; Metazoa; Chordata; Aves; Charadriiformes; Scolopacidae.
UGAAAGGCUGCGCAUUGAAGGGUCGCUCCAGAACUGAACUUCACCUAACUCUGCAGCUACGUACAGUAAAAUGAUAAGAAAAGGGAAUUCCUCGGAGGACUCCGUUUUUUAUUCUGAAAAGCAGAGCAGCUUCCGAAAGUCAAGUAACGACACCCCAGUCAGUCCUACGGAGAGUUCUGGAUCAGUAUUCAUAAGUUCAGAUGGAGAAAAUGGAACAGAUGAAAAAAGAAAAGCAGGAAAAUCACCUCCUGUGUUGCUGCACACCACUAGUGCUGAAAUGGAAUAUUUUGAUUACCGGAAAAAAGUUGAUGUUGCUAGGACAAAGAGCAGCACAGAUAGUCCACUCCCAGCAAUGGAUAUCAAGAGUGACUCCAAGCUUGAAAGGAAACCCUCCCUCAAACGUCCCUCAAAUCAGCUGAAGGCAAAUGCACACUUUCAUAAGCUGUUUGUAGAUGUUCCCAUUGAUGAACCACUGAAACAAAGCUUUACCUGUGCUCUGCAGAAAGAAAUUCUGUACCAAGGAAAGUUAUUCCUUUCUGAAAACUGGAUUUGCUUCCACUCCAAGGUUUUUGGUAAAGACACGAAGAUUAGUAUACCUGUGCUCUCGGUGACACUUUUGAAGAAAACCAAAACUGCCCUUCUUGUGCCAAAUGCUCUGAUCAUAGCAACAGUCACAGACAGGUACAUGUUUGUCUCCUUACUCUCCAGAGAUACCACCUACAAGCUGUUAAAAUCUAUCUGUAGACAUCUUGAGGAUACAAGCAUGGGCAACAGUCCAAAUCCCUCUUCUGCGGAAAACAGCUUCAGAGCCGAUCGUCCUACAGCUCUGCCUCUGGAUUUCAAUGAGGACUAUUCUGAUUUGGAUGGAAUAGUGCAGCAGCGGAGACAAGAGAUGGAAGAGUCCAGCAGCACAGGCUCACAGACCCCAGAGCUGGAAUGCUUCCAAGAUUACCAUGUCGUUGAGACACAGACUCACUUGAAAGUUUCCAAGGCUGAGGCAAAGUCUGUCCGCUCAGAUGCACACAGUAAACGUGCACCUGAUGGAAAAACCCGGAACAGUCUUCGAAAUGGCCAUUCUGAAGCCUUCAGGUUCUUCCAUAAAGUGAAGUCCCAGAAGCUUUUAUCUCUGAACCAUGUACUUAUAUUUUACGCGUUUCUUGUUUGUGUAUUAAUAUUUUCUACCUUCUACAUGAGAUACAAGAUCAAUGUCCUGGAGGAACGCCUUAUUUCCAUCACAUCCUUUGAGUCACAUAUUAAGGAACAUCCUAUGCGCCAAGGUUUGGGAUCUCAUCUCCAAAUUAACACUGAUGCCCUUUGUGAUGAGUUAACUGCUAACCUUAUAAAAUUGGAAAAGAUACAGAACAACUUACAAAAACUACUUGAAGAUGGUGAAUGAAACACGGAUGUUCUUGGACUGCUUCAGACCUCAUUCUUCUCUCUUGACAAACAGUUCCAAAGGAGCUCUGCUGGCCAGAGUUCAAGCUUCUUUGAUUUCAGUCCAAGCCAAGUUUAAACUACUGUAAAGCUCAUGUCAUAAUGCCGAAAGUCAGUUUAUUCUUGAGCAUGUAUCUAUAUGUUUUUGUCUACAUGUAUCUAUAUGUUUUGAAAAUAAGGGGAUUUUUCUUUCUCUAUUUUGUGUGAAAUAAUGGAUUUGAUAGCUUGCUUGAUUCUAAACUUGCUUACACCAGUGCAAACCUAGUGCAUCUCCUUUUACCUCAGCAUUUGCUUUCUGCUUAUUGUCAUAGAGGUGUAAAUGGGAAGAAUUUCAGUCACAACUAUUGCUGAAGUGCUGUGUGAAUGAGCUGGUAUCUGUCUCAGCUAUGGUUAUGAAUCAGUGCUGUGCUCUUCGUUUUUAUUUCUUUGUGCCCUGGCAUCCCAAAGAUCAGAAAAAAGACACCUCUGGCCUUCCUUAUGUGAAUUUCUGAAUUUUCAAGGUGUGCUUGGUUCUCAGGUGCUGUAAAAGGGCUCAAUUCCACUUUCUGUGGCAUUGCAUCACCACUGAGGGCAAGGUCUGUUUCUACUGGACAUUCAGCUUCCAUUGAAGUCAGGCUUGAAAUAUGUAUGGACUUCCCAACUUACAAUCAAGUUGCUUAUGAAUAGCAGCAUGGGUGUGACAUAUCUGCACAACUUUAAAAAACUGCUACGCUUUUUGUCCACUCAAUGGUCUGUCCAUUAAGUUAAUCAGUGUAAAGACCCUCAGUCAUCCCUCCUUGGCGUUGCGUGAGGUUUUGGUUGGCUGAGCAAGUGCAAUUUGUGCUCCACUUGAUAGAAAUCUGUUCUUGGUAUGAGACUCCAGGGGCCGGAUCUUUCCACAUACCAGGAACUGGUGAAUUAAUGAUGCAGCAAUACAAUCAGUAGAGUGAAUGAAAAAGUGGACACCUGCUUUGGUAUAUCAUCCUGUUUUGGUUGUUUUUUUUUUUUUUCACAGUGCCUAAGACAGGAUAACUGGGGAUUUUUAGCUUUCUGAUUCACCAAGCAGGCUGGUUAGUUUUUAAAAUGCAAUAUUUAGGAUAAUAACAACUAGUAUCUGUAAAGUAACAGUAUUGUUUAUAAUAUGCUAUGCAUUUUGUAACCAUUUCUGUGAAAUGUACCGACUUUGUUUAAAUAAACUUUUUUGAAACAA